Molecule: messenger RNA, 5853 nt
Organism: Rotaria sp. Silwood2
Lineage: Eukaryota; Metazoa; Rotifera; Eurotatoria; Philodinida; Philodinidae
Source: the annotation of a GenBank genome assembly
AUGGAAAGCACAUCAAACUGUAAUAUGAUCACAGUAGCUAAUAUUCGUGAUAUUUGUGGAAAAUUUGAACUAUUACUAGAAAAACAACUUGAACAAAAUAUCAUUGAGAUCUGCAACAAAUACAACAUAGUUGUUGCUAAUCGACGAUCUGAAGUGGAUGAUAUUGUACGAUCUAUGUUCAAGAUCAAUUCAUUUUGGGAUCCAUUGAUCGAUUCAUUAUCAUCAGCAAAUAAUUACAAGUAUCAAAUUCGUGAUUUCUUAACUCAACAAGUUGCUCAAUGGCUUUUAAAUACGAAAGACCUCAGUAUAUCAACGGAAAAAUUUUUAGAUAAUCUUAUCUGUUAUUUCCGAACUUAUUAUCCUGCAGACAAAAAAGAUGAGAAGUUCUUCAAUAAAAUGAUCAACAAAAUAGAUUUUAUUGCUGAAUUGUCUAGAUAUGAUUCUCGAAGAGAACUUGCUGAAAUCCAAAAGGGUAUAGUCGCCGAUAUUGUCAAACAAGUUUCAUUAUCAAAAAUUGAACUACAAUUAAAUCUGCAACGAGUUGAUUAUACUGCAAUUUUUGAUAACAAUCGUCACCUUCAACGAGUUACGGCCACCUGCACUUCCCUUUUGAAGUUCAACGCAAGUGAUCUUCAUACAAUGUUUGGAACAGCAUCGCUUGAGAAACCAAUACGAGAGAAGUAUCUUGCAUCAGUUAACGUAGAAGCAUGUGUCAGUGUCAACACUAAACAAAACGAGCUGAUUAUUUUUAAACGACAUCAUAUUGAUAAUGGAAAAGUGCAGAUGAACCGAUUUCGUCACACUGUUCUUCUUCACUCUAAUGGGCAUUUGAAAAAGCUCGUUGAAUAUGCGAUCAAUAAUAUGUGUUAUCUUUAUUCAUCUCUGACACAACUUUCAUUCAUUAUUGAUUGUGAUAAAUGGGAAAUGUGUCGAUGUUCUUACGAUGAUUUCGGAAAAUGGAAAAGCGAUAUCGUAUUACCAGAAUUUCGAGGUGAUGCAAAACCCCAAGGUGUCCUUUCAGCAGCACUCACAGUAUCGAAUGAACAAAUCAUUCUGCUCGAUGAAUACAGUCGUGUAUUUUCCAUCAAAUUACCGCAGGGUACUGACGAAACAGCUAUUAUCUGUUCAGUAUGUCUAACUGAUGAGACAGGGAACCAAACAAAGCUCCCUAAGUUCAUGUCUGUCCAAACGAUCGGUGACCCAAGCAUAUUCUUUUUUCAAUCUCAAGAAACAAUUGAUAUAUUUGACCAAAAUUAUUGUCGUCUUCUUUGUCUAGACUUAAAUCAAUCUUCAUCAUCGAUUGAUUAUCGCUUGCAUGUCUUUACAGAUUUCGUCGAUACUUAUUGUUUGGUAAUUCAUCUUAGCUCCACACCUAACAUUGUCUAUCAUCUACAGAAUCUCGUAGCUAGUAGUUGUAUUCAUCGACAAGAAAGUGACAAAGAUCUGAACAAAGCAUCGAAACCUAUUGGAAAUUGGCUACUAGACACAAUUAAAUGGGGCGAGCUCAAGUUUGGCUUCAAUGCAUCUCGCAAGAAGACACAGUAUCAUAUGAUAGUGCCCAAUACAGAUUAUAAUAAAAUUAUCACUCAAUAUUUUAGUGAUUUGCAACUUUCAGCUGAACUACAUUUUCAUCAAAUGAGUCUCGAUUUGUUGAUGACAAUAUGCGAUGAUCCACAUGAAAUCUCACGUAUUUUGCUAAGUAGAGUUCCGAUACAAAUAUGCACAAUUGAAGGUGGUAAUCUCAUUCCAUUGUGUAAUGGAAAACGGCGAACGCUGGAUACAAUUGUCGAGAAACAAACAUUUGAUAUUGAAACAAAAACAAAAGAUAUCCUAUUUUCAUAUUUGGAUUCGAUUCUAAACGAUAUUAACAGUGAUAUUCGACUGAUUGGUAUUAUUGGACGGCAAUCGACUGGAAAGAGUUAUAUGAUGAAUCGUAUUUUUGGUACACGUUUUUCAGUAGCCGCUGGUCGUUGCACAGAUGGUAUUUGGAUGAAUUAUGCGUUUGUCAACAAUGUUCAUUUUCUUGUCUUCGAUUGUGAAGGAUUAUUUAGCAAUGAAAGAACCGAAGAUGAAGAAAUCAAACUGAUUGGAUUUCUGGCAGCCAUGUGUGAUGUCACCAUUUUGAAUCAAGACUUGAGUUUCGAUCGUUAUCAAGAUCGGCUGUUCGUUCUUCUCUCUGAAACAAUCAGCAAAGUUGUAAAAAGCACAGAUUUUUUCAAAGGCAACCUAUUAGUCACUAUUCGUGAUAUUGCCGAUAAUGAAGCAUCUGACGCACACGCUGCUGCAUACAAAAAGUUUGUCGAUAUUAAAAAUAAAGGUCAAGACCAAUUCCUUGCUCAACUUUAUUCAAGUGAAUUCUCUGUUCAUCUUCUUCAUCAUUUCGAAAAUAUCAAUUUCGAUCAAGAAAUUCAAGCAUUACGUGAUGUGCUCAUAAAUAAUACAUGUCGAGCAACAAAUCGCUGGCCGAAUGGUGCAACCUUGGCACUUCUGAUGAAAAUACUUCUUAUUCAAUUAUAUACAAACGAUUUUUGUGAUUCACGUCGUAUUCAUCUGAAUAUUUUACUUGCAGAGCUCGAAGGAGAAGCUCGUACUCUCUGGUGUUCAUUCCAAUUGCCUGAUUCUCCAUCUAUUCCAACUAACCAUGAUAUUACAGUUCAGCUUGACAAUCAGUCGUAUUCUUUUGAUAUGGAUCAACACAAGUUACUAUUAGAUCAUGAAGAUCGCCUCGGAAACUAUGAAAGACUGUGCCAACUGUUAUCAAUGUGUUUGAAUAUCCAUACGAAUAAGAAUGACAUUAACUACAAAGAUGUAGCUAAUCGAAAAUGGUCAGUCGCUAACGAAACGAUUCCUUUAAUUUUCGACUACCGAUUAGCACAAGUGAAAGAAAUUAUGAUCGACCGAUUUCGAACCAAAGUCUUUGUCGAAGAUGCCGAUUAUCGUGAAACACAAUGUGCUAAUUUUGAAAAAUUCAUUAAUGAUUAUGCUGCAAAAUUUUCUGUCCGCACCUGUCUACAAAAGUGUUCGUUGUGCGAUUUGUUAUGUACGAAGAUACAGAAACAUACAGAUGAAUUGAAAUACGUACUCGGACAGAAAAAAGACGAAUUGAAUUCAAUCGAGAAGACUUUCGGUACUGGAAAUUCUUCAAAGACAGAUGAUAUUAUUUCCAUGGAGAAGAAACUUAGUGAUAAAUCAGAACAACGUCAGAAAAUCAGAGAAAAAUUGGUCGAAGUCGAAACGAUGAAAAGAUAUAUAGAAAAGAGAACUGGACUUGAGACAAAGUUGACAUUGAAAAAAGCAGACUUGAAGGAGAUACAGGAAGAUAUGAAACGAGAUGAACAAGCGUUAGUCGAAAUUAAACAACAAUGCCAUACUCAGGUCAUAUUCGAAAACGAUAUUUUGAAUUCAUCCAACUAUACGACUUAUUUAUUUGAUCAAAUCAAAGACCUUGUUUCUCCAGCCUUCUACAAUUCGGAUGAACUGAAGGCUGCACUACGUAUGUUUAUCACAGAUGCUAAGCGACUAGAAUGUUGGCCGAAUGAUGCGGAGAAUAAAGAAGAAAUAUUAGUAUUUCCCAUACUGUCCGAUGUCAAGGAUAAUCGUGUCCCUAUCGAAUAUAUCAUGAAAGAGAAUUUGGGAAAUAUUGAAAGAUGCAUUCAAGUUGUCACCCAAGUGCAGACGAUCUUAAAUGGACAAUUAGCUUCAAGGUCAAUACAACGUGAUGAUAUGUGUAAUCGUUUAAAACAUCUAAGCAACCACUUGGCUGAACUUCAAAAUAGUUCGAAUCAUCAUGCAAUGAACAAAGAAACCUUGGAUCAAACUAAGACUAUUCAGCAAACACAGCUUGAAGGAUUGGAAUCUGAACAACAAAAAUUGAACUUAGAAAGAGUUAAAGUUGAAAGUAGUACAACAGCAAGUUUGGCGAACCUUUUACUGAUUUACAUUAACAUUCUACAAGAGGAGAAAGAAAACAAUGCUUCGGUGGAUAAUACCAAACAACAAACAGAUCAUUCAUCAGAUUCCGAUAUCAUCGUUCUCCAGUCAAACACUGAGACAAGAGACGGACAGUGUUUAGAUAGAUUACAAAAUAAUAAAACUAGUUUGAGUGGCAGCUUUGUUGAAAUAGAUCCACUUGAGAGUCUUAUGAGCUGGCAUACGACAUUAAAGAAAUUUGAAGAAACUAGUGCAACCACUCAACAAUAUUUGGCUGCUUAUCAGCAAAGGUAUGAGAAGAUCAAUGGUGACAUUACACAAUUGGAAUCUCGAAUUAGUAGUGAACAAGAUCUAGUACUGAAAGAUAUUUUGCAUGAAGAUUUACAGAUUAAACAAACUGAGAAAAAUACUUGCACAGAAAAAAUUGAAAAAUUUCAAGAACAAAAAAGCCAAGCGGAAGAAAAAACUCAAGUAUUUUGCGAUCAGCAUCCACCACUGAAUGACAUUAUCAGUCGGCAAAUUCCUGAACUUUGUCACAAUCGGCUUGAACGUAUUGAAAACCGGCAAAAUGAAGUCCAGCAAAAUGUUGAAAAAUUCGCUAGCAUAAUUAACCAACUUUCGCAACAGCUGAGCGAUGAAGAAGCUUGUAUAAGUCACCUAAAAACUGAAAUUGAAAAUAAGGAAACGGAGAUCGAUAUGUUAACGACGAAACAGCAUGAAGUUGCACAUUUUCUUGAUCAAUACAAACAAUUCUUGAACAGAUCCAUAGACUUAAAACGUACUCUGACGUACACAAAAGACAAGCUCAUGGCUAAUAAAACUCGUAUUAUCAAACUUUAUUUCGACGACGACCAACAACAGUUACUAUUUACCAAGGCAAAUACAAUUUUACACAAUCUUCGAGAGUUGAUCAAACGCAAACGCCACGCCAUAACCGACCUAAAAAUACUCGAAGAACAAACAGCUACUUUACAGCAACCUUUCAGUAAAAGAUUAAUUAAUAGUGCAGAACAUUAUUACCAACAAUAUUCAAACAUGAAUGAAGAACUUAUUCAAAUCGAACAAGACAUUUCUAGUAUUAAAUUUCAUCUGGAAACUAUUGACAAGCGAAGUCGUAUUGUUAAAGAAAUCUUAACACUCGAGCAACAAGUUCGAUCGGAUUGUGACUGUGGUACUGAUCAUUGUUGUAAGCAUACAUGUGAUAACUGUGAGGAACCAUUUCCUUGCAUGUAUCGUGCGGGUCAUGGAGGUAAACAUAAGUGCAGCAAUGGGCAUGCAUGCGAAGCAACCUGUCAAAUUUACAAUUGUACCAAUCAGUGUCAUCUUAGUUAUGAACAUGAAGGUACACAUCAAUGUGAACGAGUUCAUCAAUGUACGACUAUGUGCAUAUGCUUUAAGUUGUGUACUAUUCCAUUGGAAGUAAAUAAUUCUCAUGAUGAACAUCGAUGUGAUUCGACACAAUGCUGGAAAAGUUGUGUUUUAUGCGAACGAUCAUGUUGCACGCCUGAUCACAAUCAUGAUGCAACUGUUAGCAAAGUGACUAUUAUGCGUAAUGGCACUCAAUCGACAGUCAAUGCUCAUAUAUGUGAUCAACCACACACAUGCCAGGCGAUGUGUGAAGUCCCUGGCAUAUGUGGCUUUGAGUAUAAAACAAGUCGUGCUGAAUGGAAAACAUCUAUGGGCUGCGUAUUCGAUUAUGAAAAGAUUGAUGUCACAGAAAUUCGACGUCCAUGUGCUGUACAAAUCAGACCUGGUUUCUUUCAACACUCACAUCACGUAAGGAAACACCAAUGUGAAGUUAGUACACAUACGUGUACUCAACGUUGUCCGGAUUGUGAGGUAAGAGAGAUUCGUUUUUUUUCAAUACUUCAUUGCGAAAAUCGUGAAAAUGAAACUGAUAUUGAAUCUUUGUGUAAAGCAUGA